Molecule: messenger RNA, 1602 nt
Organism: Protopterus annectens (West African lungfish)
Lineage: Eukaryota; Metazoa; Chordata; Ceratodontiformes; Protopteridae
Gene: HNRNPA1
Product: heterogeneous nuclear ribonucleoprotein A1
Exons: 11
Coding region: 138-1268 (376 amino acids)
Molecular function (GO): RNA binding
Source: RefSeq, a predicted model, not a curated record
AAUCAAGCAUUGGUAAGGGUGGACCGUACGUGUUACAUAAGUACGUUUAGCAUUGAAAUAUAAGAUCGCCGGCCAUUAUCGGUCUUUCUUGGGUUAGUUUCUUCAUCAUUAUCAUCGUCUUUUAAUCUGGUUCCAUAAUGUCUAAGUGUGAGGAGCCAGAGCAGCUUCGCAAGCUCUUUAUUGGUGGCCUAAGCUUUGAAACUACUGACGAGUCUCUAAGAGCACAUUUUGAACAAUGGGGUGCAUUAACAGACUGUGUGGUGAUGAGAGAUCCCAACACAAAGCGAUCCAGAGGCUUUGGCUUUGUCACCUAUUCUACUGUCGAAGAAGUAGAUGCUGCAAUGUCUGCAAGACCGCACAAAGUUGAUGGUAGAGUGGUGGAACCCAAGAGAGCAGUUUCCAGGGAGGACUCACAGAAGCCAGGAGCUCACCUGACAGUUAAAAAAAUAUUCGUUGGUGGAAUUAAAGAAGAUACAGAAGAACACCAUCUAAGAGACUAUUUCACAGAGUAUGGCAAAAUAGAAGUUAUAGAAAUCAUGACUGAUCGUGGAAGUGGAAAGAAAAGGGGCUUUGCUUUUGUCACAUUUGAUGACCAUGAUUCAGUCGACAAAAUUGUCAUUCAGAAAUACCACACCAUAAAUGGACACAACUGCGAAGUGAGAAAGGCACUUUCCAAACAGGAGAUGGCUGUAUCAUCUACAGGUGGACGAGGAGGUGGUGCUUCAGGAGGAGGUGGUGGUGGUCGUGGUGGUUCCUCUAACUUUGGUGGCCGUGGAGGAUUUGCAGGCAAUGACAACUUUGGAGGUGGCCGUGGUGGAAACUUUGGUGGCAGAGGUGGAGGAGGCGGUUUUGGCGGCCGUGGUGGUUAUGGUGGUGGAACAGAUGGCUACAACGGCUUUGCUGGUGAUGGUGGCUAUGGUGGAGGACCUGGCUACGGUGGUGGCAACCGAGGUUAUGGUGGUGGACAAGGCUAUGGAAAUCAAGGAGGUGGAGGUGGUGGCUUUGGCAGUGGAGGAUAUGAUGGCUACAGUGGUGGCGGAGGUGGUGGAAACUUUGGAAACUUUGGAGGUGGUGGUGGUGGAGGAGGAGGAAACUACAAUGAUUUUGGCAAUUACAAUCAGUCUCAAUCUAACUAUGGUCCCAUGAAAGGAGGAAACUUUGGAGGUGGAGGUGGAAGAAGUUCAGGCCCCUACCCUGGUGGCUAUGGUGGCGGAUCUGGUAGUGGUGGCUACCCUAGUGGAGGUGGAGGAGGAGGAAGAAGAUACUGAAUAGGAAUCAAAGCUUAGCAGGAGAGGAGAGCCAGAGAAGUGACAGGGAAGCAACAGGUUACCACAUAAUCUGAACUCAGCCAGCCAAGCACAGUUGUGGCAUGUUAACAGCUGCCACAAGAAGAUUAAAUUAUGAUAGAUUGUAAAUGUGACAAAGGACUAUUUGUAUUGAAAUUAACUGUACAGGUUUAUAGUUAUUAUUUUUCUUUUGUGAAGUGUAAAGCAUUCCAAUAAGGUUUUUAUUGUAGACAUUUUUUAAUGUUUUUCUUUGCUCCCAUGGUAUGCAAAUUGUAAUGGUCACAAUCAUGACAGUGAAUAAAACAUUUUUUUAGAA